UCCAGGAUGCCAGGGGUGUGGAGGUUGCUACGUAUGCUGAUCUAUAUGGUGGUUGGCUUUAAGAGCGUCGGUAGCAACGGCGAUAUUUGGCCACUGGAGAGGCCAGAGGGAAUGCCAGCCAUACAAUCUCUCGAAGUGAUGUGCGGAAAGGAUCACAUGGAUGUGCAUCUCUCGUUUUCCCAACCCUUUGAAGGGAUAGUCUCGUCCAAGGGUCAACACGCUGAUCCGCGAUGCGUCUACGUUCCACCGUCUACCGGACAAACCUUCUUCUCAUUUCGGAUAGCCUACGCGAGAUGCGGCACCAAACCGGACAUGCAUGGACAAUUCUACGAGAAUACCGUUGUCGUGCAGUACGACAAGGAUUUACUAGAAGUCUGGGACGAGGCGAAACGAUUACGAUGCGAAUGGUUCAACGAUUACGAAAAGACUGCCUCGAAACCGCCAAUGGUGAUCGCGGAUCUGGACGUUAUACAGUUAGACUUUCGAGGCGACAACGUGGACUGUUGGAUGGAAAUUCAACACGGCAAGGGACCGUGGGCACCUCCGGUUUCCGGGAUAGUACCACUCGGAUCCACCCUCACACUGGUCGUCGCCAUAAACGAUUAUCGAGGAGAAUUCGACAUGCGCGUGAAAUCAUGCGUGGCAUCGGACGGCGGAGGACACACGAUACAACUGAGCGACGAGUUCGGAUGCGUACUCAGGCCGAAGAUGAUCAGCCGAUUCCUGAAGGCGCGAGGCUCCGACGACCGGGCAACAGUCAUCACUUACGCCUUCUUCCACGCGUUCAAGUUCCCGGACGCGUUGAGCGUGCACAUCAAGUGCAAGGUUGAGAUCUGUCGUCACGGGUGUUUGGAUCACUGUCAACUCAGUGGAUCUGUCGGCCACUACAUUCAAGAGCGAAAGGAUCAGAUACGACCGCAGUACCCGCAGACCACAGCACCGCCCAUAAUUCACAACAACGACGACAAUAACAGCGCCGACAAGAAUAACGAAAACGUGGGAGGACCUGAUCAAGCUGACGCUUCCAUGUACGAUGAUAUCAUUCAAGAUGGUGAUGAGAUGACCUCGAUAGGAGGUCAUUUCUUGGGGGUCGAGAAGUCAGUUCCCAAGGCUCAAGCGCAGACGAGUAACCGGCUACCGGCGCCAGUAGUCGAGACACCGAACGAGGAAGCUCAACAGGAGGAUGGCGAUCUUUCGAGACCGUUCUUAGAACCACCGAGAGUGACGCGAUACGAGGUCGACCAAGAUCAAUUCCCGCACGGACCACGGAACCUCGAGGGGGACAGUGCCGCGAUACCGGUAACACCUCUCUCGUCUCCGAACGGUCGACGAAAAAGAUCGGUCGUGGUGUCCGAUAGGAAAAUCCGUAGCGCGGACGUAGGUGUUAGCGGUUUGUACGAGGUGAUCUCCGAGGCUGAUCUAGCCUUUAGCCCGGACACUCACGCGGAAGCGGUAACCGUUUUCCAAGGUAGAAUACGGGAGGAAGUGGUUUAUGGUAUCUGCCUGCCAAUGCCCGGUUUCAGCGCGUUGUUCAUCGUGGUGGCGCUUUCCGCGGUCGUUUCCGCUCUUGUCGCCGGCGCGAUGCUGCAUCGGCUGCAAGCGCAACGCGAGGCUGCCGACAGCAGAAAGAACAAUAGAGCAGUGCACUCGACCAACGGUUGGCUACCCUACGGUUUACUCCGCGUACGUUGCACAGCAAGACCAGCUCAUCCUGAACAAAUUCAACAAAAACAAACGAAUCCAGUCGCCACGAGUCCCGCGGUCGAGAGAGGUUGACGCGAUUCCUGGACUUUUACGCUCCGAUAGUGGCACGCGACUGUGUCUACGCUGACCACGAAAGACAAUGUGCAAUAAUACGCUGUACAAAGUAUUUUAAAUGCGUUCAAUCACGCGCGACAAUAUUUCGUUGACGAAUUAUGUCACGUUAAUUACGCGACACGAUCGUCUUUACCGUCGACAGACGACUUCUUUUAGGGGGGGAACGUAAGAUGUAGCUUACUUGGAGUGUUAAUUUUGGAAAAAAGUAAAAGUGGUGCUGAACUGAGAAAAGAUAGAUGUUAAAUGUAUUGUCCUACAGUGAAUCUUUUAUUUUAAAGCAUACCAGUGCCACCCUUUCACUACCAUAAUCUAUAAAAAUGAUAACAUUUCUAUCUCCCCUACCCCUUGAAAUUAGAGCUUCACUUUGCUGGCGGCAAUAUAACGAGAGUCUAUUGUUGCAAUACCGUUUAACAUCUAUUGCUUCCUAACAGACCAGUCCACUUUCAACACCCUCAAUUCACUCUCCAGGUAAAUUAU
Molecule: messenger RNA, 2295 nt
Organism: Osmia bicornis bicornis
Lineage: Eukaryota; Metazoa; Arthropoda; Insecta; Hymenoptera; Megachilidae
Gene: m
Exons: 7
Coding region: 7-1776 (589 amino acids)
Source: RefSeq, a predicted model, not a curated record